AUGAAAAUAAAAAUAAAAAUUUUAUUUUCUGCUCUUCUUUCUCCUCUCUUCUUCAUCUUCACUCUUCAACACACACUCACAUCUUCAUGCGCACUGCUGGGGGCCCCCAGAGGGGCCCCCAGAGAGGCCCCCAUAGGGGCCCUCGAAGCGGCCCCCAUAGGGGCCCCACAGGGGGCCCCCAUCGGUGCCUCCGCAGGGGCCCCUAUAAGGGCCUCCACAGUAGCUCUCAUUGGGGCCCCUAUAAGGGCCUCCACAGGGGCCCCCCAGGGGCCCCUGGUAAGGUCCCCUUUAGGGGACCCCACACGUUAUGUUUGGGGUGAAGAUGAGUGGAGGAGACAUCAGAAAAGUAAUUCUUUAUUUGCUGCAGGGAGAUGCAUGCGGAGACCUGUUGCUGCCGCUCAGACACAGGGUGCUACAGUUGCUGCUGCUGCUGCUGCUGCUGCUGCUGCUACCGCUGUUGCUGCUGCUGCAGGCAGGGCUGAAGGUGCAGCAGCAGAGAGGCAUCGCGUAGCAGCUUUUGUUCUGCAGCACCGCUGCAGGGGGUCAGCAGCUAAUGGCUCAAGCAGCAGCCGCAGCAGCUGCAGCAACCCCAGCAGCAGCAGCAGCAGCAGCAGCAGCAGCGAUGAGCCCUCUGUGUCCCUCAUCAGCAGCGACAAAGGAGCUAAGAAGAGCCCCAGAAACAAAACAAGCAGCAGCAGCAUUACAAACCCAAAGACAUCUCCCCCAAACUGCCUAUGUGAAGCCGCAGCAGCAGCAGCAGGACCAGCAGCAGCAGCAGCAGCAGCAGCUCUUUCUGGGGUCCCCCUUGUCUUACGCUUUGCCCCCAGCCCCACAGGUUUGCUGCAUGUCGGUGGGGCUCGCACUGCCCUCUUCAACUUCAAACUCUUACAAGAACAUCGAUCCCAUUUGGGGCCCCCAGGGGCCCCCAAUAUCAAACCAGGGGCCCCAGGGGCCCCCAAUAUCAAACCAGGGGCCCCAGGGGAGGUAGGGGCCCCAGGGGAGGUAGGGGCCCCAGGGGAGGUAGGGGCCCCCAGAGAUGCAGCGCCCUUAGGGGCCCCGAGUACGGCAGGGGCCCCAGGGGCCCCAGGGGCCCCUAGGGUUGGAGGGGCCUCAGGGGGCCCCUUAAUGAAGGGUUUGGUGAGUAGGGUUUGUAGGAAGGAGUUGAAGGAGGGGUGGGAGGAGGGAGAGAGAGGAGGAGCAGACAAAUUAAUUUUAAGGGUUGAAGACACCGACGCAAACCGCAGCAAACCGCAAAUGGAGAAGGCUCUCUUUGAAGACCUCAGGUGGCUGGGCAUCACGUGGGAGGAGGGCCCCGAUGUGGGGGGCCCCAGGGGCCCCUAUCGACAGUCUGAGAGACAAGAAAUAUAUCGACAACAGGGGCAGCGGCUGCUAGAGAAGGGGCUUCUUUAUAAAUGCUUCUGCAGCAAAGAGCGACUCCUGGAGUUGCGCCGCAGGUGCACGGAGCAGGGCCUACCGCCCCGUUAUGAUGGGAGGUGUCGCUCGCUAAGCCCGCAGCAAGCGGCAGCGUUUGCUGCAGCAGGGAGGCCAUUUACACUCAGAUUCAGGACACCACUGGAGCCUGAGACUGUUAGUUUUAAUGACAUUGUUCGGGGCCCCGUCACCUUUUCUAUACAGCAGACAGCAGCAGAUUUCAUUUGCUUCCGUUAUACACAAAUAACCCCAAGGGGGGGCCCCCCAGCUGCUGCAGCAGCGCUAGACGGGGCCUCACUGGGGCCCCCAGGAGGCUCCGUUGUUGCAGCAGCAGGUGAGGGGCCCCUGGGGGCCCCAGGGGGCCCCAUUGCUGCAGCAGCAGUUGGGGGGCCCCUUACUGCAGCAGCAGCAGCUUUUGGGGGGCCCCCUACGGGGGCCCCUGGGGCCCUCGGGGGCCCCAAAGAAGGAGAGGGUUGGGGUGUUCCUGUUUAUAAUUUCUGCGCUGCUGUUGAUGAUUGGUUGAUGGGGGUGACAGUCGUUAUUAGGGGAGAAGAACAUAUUCCAAACACUGUAGCCCAGAUUCUGAUUAGCAGGGCCCUCGGAGCGCCUUUGCCUUUUUUCUGCCAUCUCCCCGUCAUCAUAGCCAAAGAAGGUGGAAAAAUCAGCAAACGCAGACAGCUGCUGCUCGCCAGCAGCAGCAGCAGCAGCAGCAGCAACAGCAGCGACACCAGCAGCAACAGCAGCGGCAUCAACAGCACCCGCAGCAGCAGUAGCAGCAACAACGACGAGGACAACAAUAACAGCAACAACAGCAGCAGCAACAGCAGCAGCAGCAGCGACUACACGAUUAGGGGUUUGCGUCUUUGCGGUUAUCAUCCCGAUGCUGUUGUGAGUUUCUUGCGUGGCCAUCACACCAACGACAGCGACAACAAAAGGGGGAAGGCUACUUGGUUGAGUGCGUUGGGCCGCAGCGCCUUUUGUUUUGAUGACAGACAUCUUAACUACGCACACAAACAAAAAAUACGCCAGUUGAGUGCCAGCCCCAACGCCGAGCCGCUGGUGGAGUUUUUCUUAGACGUCAUUUCUAUGGCGCCGGGCGUCUGCGUAGACACCGCGGACCCUCCAGCAGCAGCAGCAGCAGCAGCAACAGCAACAGAAGCACGAGCAGCAGCAGCAGCAAGUACAGCAGCAGCAGCAGCAGCAGCAAAUGGUUUGAAGGGCUGCGAUGGGGGGAGGGGGCCUCAAUCUUCAGCGCUGCAUGCACUCAGGCCUCCUUUGUUUGACUUCAUUGCAUUUGCUGCUCGUUUGCUGCUGCAGCAGCACACCUCUCCUGCUGCUGUUGCUGCUGCCUUGCAGGAACACCUAUUGGGGGGUCCCCAGGAUCUUGCUGGGGUGUAUGGGGAGGUUGCUGCCUUUAAAGCUGUUGCUGCUGCUGUGCUGCAGCACAGAGACAUGUUUGCUGCCCUUUCGGGUGUCUAUACACCUGAUGACGAACAGCAACAGCAGCAGCAGCAGCAGCAGGAACAACAACAGCAGAAGCAGCAGCGACAAGAGGAGAGGCAUCUGCUGCUUCAGCAGUUUGAAGCAUGGAAGCAACAGCAGCAGCAGCUGCUGCAGUUAGAGAAGGCGCAGCUGCUGCUGCUGCUCCGCCUUGCCCUUACCGGCAAGGAGACAGGGCCCCCGCUGCUGCAGCAG
Eimeria acervulina is the source of this 3126-nucleotide messenger RNA. Its product is annotated as glutamyl-tRNA synthetase, putative. Gene Ontology annotation, biological process: glutamyl-tRNA aminoacylation. The transcript has 8 exons. The record is from RefSeq and is a predicted model, not a curated record. Gene Ontology annotation, molecular function: glutamate-tRNA ligase activity; ATP binding. The annotation marks the transcript as partial. Lineage: Eukaryota; Apicomplexa; Conoidasida; Eucoccidiorida; Eimeriidae.